AAAAUGGCUGUCUGGCUAUCGAUUUUUGAGAGGAGCAACAGGGCAUUUUGAAAAGUCCUAAGCACAACGACUGAUACAAAACGCAAAAUGGAUGAUAGUUUUGACUCAGAUAUGGGCGAAAGUGACGUUGAAAUAUCGACCGAUUCUUCUGAUCAAGAAGAAAACAAAGAAGAUUCAAUAAGAAAUGAAUUAGGGGAUGUGCCAUUUGAAGAUCUAGAGGUUUUAGAGAAGAAGCUUGGAGAAUCAAGAUAUGAAGAGGUAAUGUUUGGUGUAAAGAAAGAAUCAAAUAAUACAGAAAAGAAAAGGGAAGCGAAAAAGAGUGACCAGUUUGCCGAAAACAGAAAGAAAAAAGAUAGCAGACCCCUUGAGAUGUCAUCAAAACAGAGACCAAAAGGAUUUCGAAGAGUAGUCAAAACCAAUUCAGCGGUUACAAGGGAUCCACGCUUUGACAACCUUUCCGGGAAUCUGAACAUAGAAUUGUUCAAGAAAUCAUAUUCAUUUUUGGACGAAAUUCAGAAAAAAGAGAAGGAGGUGGUCGAAAAGCAACUCAGAAGUGAGAAAAGUUUUGAAAAGAAAGCUGCUUUGCACAAGCUGAUGCAGAAAAUUGAACAAAAAGAAAAAAUUGAAAUGGAAGAAAACGAAAGAAAAGAGCAACAUCGCGAAUGGAAGAGAAAUGAAAAAGAAGCAAUUAAACGCGGAAAGCGGCCAUUUUAUUUAAAGAAAUCCGAAAGAAAGAAAAAGGAGCUUGCUGAAAAAUUCAAGAAGCUCAAAGAGACUGGAAAAAUUGAAAAAUAUUUGAGCAAGAAAAGAAAGAGAAAUGCUGCAAAGGACAGAAAAUAUUUACCUAUGAAGCGAAAGCAAGAGAGUUAACAAAAUAUAUGUGAGGGUAGUUUGUUUUUAUGUUAGUCAGACACUAUUUAUUCUGAUCGAAUAUUUCUUUUUGAUCAUUUUCUGCAAGAUUCAAUACACACGAAAGUCUAAAAGGGGAAGCCAAAUGAUUGCAGAAAACUAAGAAAGUUCAUAGAAAGUGCUCGUUGACAUACUAUUGUAUCUGUUGUGAGGUUUGUAAGACGUGGGCUGCAAUGAUGAGCUUGAACUUGGUUUUAUCUCAUUUUCAUAAACAUAACAACUAUUUACAUUAUUAAAGCUGUAACUCAAAACUCUGUUGGAAAAUCCAUAACUCUCGACUCGACUCAACUCGUGAACUCAACGAACCAGUGCUCCCACUCAACGUUUGCUAUUUUCCGCUACGGCGCAUGCGUUUUCCCCCUACAUUUCCCUACGGCUAAUUCCUUGUUUUCCCCCACUUUUCCCUACACUUUUGCUUUUUCCCCUACAAUCCCUACAAAAAUAUGCAGAAAAUGUUUGAAAAAACGCAUCAUGUACACAAAUUUUGCUCUAAACAUUGAAAAAUUAAAUAGUAAUUCUCAAAUACUAUAUCAAUUUCAAUAUUAUCAAGCUCCUUCUGAGUACCCCUUUGUACUACUGCAGAGUGGGAGGGUAAUGAGCUUGACCGGUGAGACAACGCCCUUUUGCCUCGUUUCAGUGCUUUGUACCAAGUUAAUUUUUUGACAAAAGUAAUUACCUCUCCCCACACCGCCCUUAGCGCCGCCCCUGCUUUGCACUAUGAAUUUAUAGCAUUUCCAUUGUAAACGAACAUGAUGCUCAUCAAUGUCAAAAUUGGUUGUAAAUUUUUCACUGACUUUUACAAUUGACUCUAAUGUUUUACAGGAAGACAUUUUUGUUUUGUUUAUAUUCAUGUACAAAAUUGCUCUUUCGAUCGCUGCCGUAAUUUGUGGUAGUCCAGAUCUGUUCAGCAUGAAAAGUGCCAGACUUUCGUAAUCUUGAAGCUGUUUCAUAGCCUCAAGAAUUCAUUAAGGCUUUGGUUUUCCCACCCACCAUUCUUUACAACACCUUUUUUCUAUCGGGACAGGUGUGUUACAAGGGCUCCUACUGUUGCCUGUGCAGCUUUACUUAAAUAUAGACCCUUGGUAACGUGUAAUGUCUUUCAUGGCAACGAAAAUAUCGAAAUAGCUCAUUUGCCCUACAAAGAACGAAAUUUUAUUGCGAUAUUCACUUUGAAAUCACGAAACCUGAAAUUGUCCCAAUUAGGUGGAUUGAAGUUAUUUUGCCUCUUUGUCCAGGGAUGUAGAUAGUCAUUACUAAGACAAAGACGGGGGCUCAAUCCAUAGGUUGGAUCAGCCACCCAUAAAUAUCAGCAUAUGAUAUCAGCUGUUAUCCCGAAAUGUACCUAAAUAUACUAUUCCCUUGAUGCUACUUUUACCCAAAUCGUGUAUCAAACAUCGUUAAAUAAAGAAAUGAAAUAUCUGAAAAAAUAACCUUAUUUGAAAUCUAACAACAUCUAUCAGAGUUUCUGAAUUAUUCUGGCCUGCCAUUUAGACGCAAAGAACAUUUUUAGUUUUUAUUUCUAGCCUCCAAAUGUGUUUAUUUGUCAAGUGUUGCCCCCAGAUAACUAACGAAUAUUCUAACUACCCAGCAAAUAAACAAACUUUCAUAAUGUUAACCCUCAAAUGUAGUGAUAUAUAUUGCAGUAAUCUUCCAGUUGAUAUAAAUGCACAAAGCCUUGAAGUAACAGUUUGAAAAUUUUUUGAAAUGUUUUUAUAAUGCUUCGUGAUAAGCGGAUUUUUUGGAAUUCUUUAGCAAAUUGCAAAUUGACUCACUUCCACUUGCUUGCGAUGGCAUUAUUUUGUGCAAUUUUAUGUUUUUAUUUAUUCACCUUGAAUGGACAAGAAAAAUUCUUUUUAGCUUACCGAAGGAUAUUUCCCCAGAAACGUAGAGACAAUUUCAAAAGUAGAGGUGCAUAAUAUUCAAAUGCGCCUUAUAUACACUUAUUUCCAAUUAUGAGAAAAAUUUAACGUCUAUAUAUUUCAUCAAUAACGGUCAUUUUAUCUUUUGAUUGAAAGUUGCUAAGACAUUAUCAUAUUCAAUUAAGGAUCGUAAUAAACGAAAAGUCGUGGAGCCACGGUUCCCCCAUAAAUUUCACCAAAUUACUUUUAUCUUAUAUCUUAUUUUACUGUGUCGUUAUUGUUCUCGAAAGUAUCGAUUUCUUGCAUUUCAAAUGUCAUAGUUUUUACACAUUUUCAUAAGAACAAGCCUACCCUAAGCAUUUUCCUAUCUUUUUUGUCCGUUUGAUACUCUACCACCAUCUAAGACGUAUGCACUAAGUUAAGGAAGAGUUAAAUGUAGGCUCUGCGCAGCGUUUAUAAUUGAGAAAACGUGAUUUGACUUACGUUUGCCAAUUGGAUACGUAACAAUACGUCUACCGUAAAAGCUCUAUUAAGCCCCCGGAGAGGCUUAUUUACUCUUUACAGUCCUAGAGUGGCGACUUAAAAGAGAGAGGGGCUUAUUAGAGAAAGGAGGCUUACUAAUAACUCAAUGUAAAAAAUGUUAUAAAAAUGCCCUUAUGCGCUUUUUGUUAUGAAAAUGUCAUACAAAUGUUCUCAAAAACUUUGCUAGCAGCUUCGAAAGUUUCUUAAAAUCAAUCAAUUAUAAUGUCCUCGUCUUCCUCAGAGCAUAGUCACAAGGAUCAUUUGAUAUCCCCUGGGAGAUCUUCUAAACAAAUUUUGAUUGACUUCUAAGGCACACAAGGAAAUAUUUAUAUGGGCCGUAAUCAAUGCACGCAAUCUUAUCGUCACCACACCCGUCAAGAGACCAACUCAUUGCAUAUGUUUAUUUUGUUUGACAUCAGGGACUAAGAAGGGGAGCUUAAUAGAGAGGGGGACUUGUUGAAUAUUGACUAUCUUGCAGACACCACUACAAGGCACGAACUGUAGUUUUAUGUCUGUAAUUAGUAUACGGGGUUCGGCGUAAUACGACCAAAGACGUCCAACAUUGAAAACGAGGUUAUAGUUAGUGUGAAUAUAUAUAUCGUGAAAUAAACCAAUUGGGUGACUUACACAACUCGAUAGUACAAUGUAUGAUUCGUAAUUGCUAAAAAGACCGUUCGUUGAGUUCAAAUGCAAACACAACUCCCUGCGUGUCCGCUCUGUGUAUGUUCGAUUCUUGACUCCCUCUCCUCGACUGACCACAGGGGUCCGAAGUAAUAAAAAAAGAUAACAAAAUUCAACAGGACUUAUUUUAAAUUUUUGUUUUAUAAGGGAGGGCUUAAUAGAGAGGGGGGCUUAAAAGAGAGAGGGGGUUUGAUAGAGCUUUUACGGUAUUUUAUAUAUGGUCAUGUUAAU
This is a messenger RNA of Rhopilema esculentum, 4202 nucleotides long. Its product is annotated as ribosomal RNA processing protein 36 homolog. The record is from RefSeq and is a predicted model, not a curated record. NCBI's taxonomy places the organism in Eukaryota, Metazoa, Cnidaria, Scyphozoa, Rhizostomeae, Rhizostomatidae. Gene Ontology annotation, cellular component: nucleolus; 90S preribosome. Gene Ontology annotation, biological process: maturation of SSU-rRNA from tricistronic rRNA transcript (SSU-rRNA, 5.8S rRNA, LSU-rRNA).